GAUUAUGCGGGUAAACCAAGGGGGUGGUGGAGCUGCGUGCUCUCACACUGACACAGACGCACAAACGUUGAGGAGCGAGCAUGCAGCGCAAACUGCAGAGAAGUUUGGUUUAAGAACUUUUACUGCUUACUUUGGUCUUGAAUCAGAACAAGUGAAACGCAGACUUUUUUGUUUUGUUUUACUUUUGCGUUGUUGUUUUUGGCUUUGGGACGCUGACUCAGCUCGGACCUGUUGGCUUAAACUGACUUGCAAACUUCUGGUCCCAUAUUCUUUUUUUUUUUUUUUUUUUUUUUUUUUUUUUUUUUUUUUUAAAGAGAACACUUGCAGAGGUGGAGAAGUUUGGAAAUCUGCGGUGAAAGGAUGAUCUGACCCUGCGUAAAGCAUCGGGGGACAUCUCUCUCCCCUCACCCAUUAAAAAAAACAAAAAAAAAACAAAACACGUGAAUCGGCGGCAGCAGCUUCCAGGAGGCUUUGGGGGAACAUGACUGAGCUCGGCGGUUUUGUUGGAUACUUGUCAGCCCAUUUUACGUGACCGCAUGGUGCCGGGGCUGCGGGCGUAAGGACCGCUCUCCAUGCAUGCUGGAGAAACAAACAGGGCUGUUGUUGCAAACACGUUGGAGCUGUCGCGCACAAGUUUGGUGAGCGGUGCACAAUGCGGGGCACUUGGGGCGCAUUCAUCCAGUGCUGUCUCAUCCUGCUGGUCGGUGCAGACCAGUGGAGGCUGAAGGACAUGUCCAGCUGUGAAUUAAAUAGGAAGCAAACCGACCUAAACUCCUUCCUGUGGACUAUCAAACGGGAUCCCCCAUCAUAUUUUUAUGGUACAAUACAUGUUCCCUACACCCGUGUUUGGGACUUCAUCCCUGAAAAUUCCAAACAAGCCUUCCAGGAGAGCAACAUCAUUUACUUUGAGCUGGACCUGACUGACCCUUACACCAUCUCAGCCCUGACCAGCUGUCAGCUGCUCCCCCAAGGAGAAAACCUGCAGAACGUCCUCCCAAGAGACAUUUACAGGAGACUUAAAAGACACCUCGAGUAUGUUAAACUCAUGAUGCCAUCUUGGAUGACCCCCGAUCAGAGAGGGAAGGGACUCUAUGCUGACUACCUCUUUAAUGCCAUAGCUGGGAAUUGGGAAAGGAAGCGUCCCGUGUGGGUGAUGCUGAUGGUGAACUCAUUAACCGAGGCAGACAUCAAGACGCGAGGGGUGCCGGUGCUGGACCUGUACUUGGCCCAGGAGGCGGAGAGGAUGAGGAAGAGAACGGGCGCAGUGGAGAAGGUGGAGGAACAAUGCCAUCCACUCAAUGGUCUCAAUUUCUCUCAGGUGAUCUUUGCCCUGAACCAGACAUUAUUGCAACAGGAGUCUUUGAGAGCAGGAAGCCUUCAGGUCCCAUACACAACUGAGGACCUAAUCAGACACUACAACUGUGGCGAUCUUAAUUCCAUCAUCUUCAAUCAUGACACCUCACAGGUGCCGAAUUUCAACAAUGUGACCCUGCCGCCCAGCGAGCAGGUGACUGCCCAGGAAAUUGACGCCUACUUCCGACAGGAGCUCAUUUACAAGAGAAAUGAGAGGAUGGGCAAGAGGGUCAAAGCCCUGUUAGAGGAGCACCCUGACAAGAGCUUCUUCUUUGCCUUCGGGGCAGGUCACUUUCUUGGCAACAACACAGUUAUCGAUGUGCUUCGUCGUCAGGGAUAUGAGGUGGAGCACACCCCUGCUGGACAGCCCAUAAAGAGGAAAUCCUCAUCAAAACCCGCUUCCCCAGCACUGGAGGAUCUCCAUGAGGAUUUUGCUCUCCUGGAACCUUUCCUCCAUGAGCUCCCCCUCAAGGAGGAGGAUCAGGGGUUUACCCUGGAGGAGGAUCCGUUACCCCACAUGCUCCAUCCUGCGGACAGCCUGGAUCUCCUAGAGAAAGCAGAAAGGAAAAUGCUAAAGAAAAAGAGGCGGAAGCAAAAGAAACAACGCAAUCGGCAUUUUAAUGACCUCUGGGUGCGCAUAGAAGAGAGUUCUAUGGUGCAGUCCCCGCCUCCCCCUUUGGUUCGCAUCAUCAAUGGUUACAUCACAGUGGAGCCACCAAACAGAGUCUACAGCCAGCACAACUAUCAUCAUUUACAGUCUUCAUCCCCCAUCUCCUCCGUUCCAUACAUUUUACUUUUCUUGCUCUUCACACUUAUAGCUUUGAUUUUUCAGGUAGGGCCUGCAGUCCUUUAGCAGGGCAUUGUUAAUUAAUUUAGCAAAAAAAAAUGAAUAAAUAAAGCAUUUCAUUGUUGAAUCUCAUAUUAAUAUAGGUUUGACUAGGUUCUGGAGGGUGGGCUUCAGAAAGCAGGUUGAAAUGUGUUAAAUGAGGAUUACAUGUAGCUGUCAGGCUGGACCAACCAUACAUUGUUGGAACUGAAAAUGUUAACUGAUGUCAAUGAAUUAAUGCUCUGAUGAAAAUAUCUUACGUGUUUUCUUGGAACAUACCAAUUUAUUUUAUUUUUAUUUUACUUUACAAUUAUAAGACUUUGCACAAAGGAUGCAAAAGAAGAGGCAAGGGAAAGAAAAAAAAACAUUUUGUAUUUUGUACUUUUCACAGGCAUAAAUGCCAGAUGUUUGCUACUCAACAGAUCUGUUCGCUGCCUGUAACAUUUAUACCAUUCAAAGCAUUCUGGGAUGUCAAAUAUCAUUUAUAAACACAACUGGAACCAUUGUUCUUUAAUGCGUUUGUGUGAAUCAGCAUUUUUCAUGUGGGUUUGCUUGUGUGAGAGUUUGUCAGCUUCUAUAUCCUUCAUGUUUUGCAACCAGAAGUGUUCUUCUUAACUUAAUUUAUUGUACCAUUUACAAAGGAUUGCUUUAAUGUUGCAAAAGUAUUUUGCUUUGGGAAAUUGUACAUAGUGUUUUUAAAUAUUAUAGAUGAAUUUUAGGGUUAUACAAAUGAUAAUUAUCAAAAGCAUUUUCUUUUAUAUUAAUUAAUAAAUAUGUGUGCAGUAUAUUUCUGAAAGAACGUCAGGAACUAACCACCACAGCCCAUGUCAUGUUUCACACUGAAAUUAAAGUUGUGAUAUGGACAUAUGAUUGUAUUGUAUCUAAUCUAUCAGUGUUAUUACCCGUUUGGAUGUAUGUGUUUGCUGAAAGAGUUCAAAAUCAUACUUUUUGUUUUCAUUAGUUUUAAAUUAUUUAACUACAUUAGCUUUCCUGUACAGCAUAUGGAACAUUUUCUAUGAUUUUUUUUAUAAAUAUUUUUGUAACUACAGUAUCCAAGUGUGUUUUUAUGUUUUCAAGAUAAUAAUUAUAAUAUUGUGGUUAUAAUAAAGCUGUCUACAAAUGUAGAACAUGUACAGGGUAGUAUCUUAGGCCAGUCCUAUGUCAUCUUUGGAAUGAAAUAAUUGUAAUAGUAUCAACAAUAAAAUAUUUAUUUAGACACA
Messenger RNA from Fundulus heteroclitus (mummichog), 3399 nucleotides. RefSeq names its product TraB domain containing 2A (gene trabd2a). Gene Ontology annotation, molecular function: metalloendopeptidase activity. Gene Ontology annotation, biological process: negative regulation of Wnt signaling pathway. NCBI's taxonomy places the organism in Eukaryota, Metazoa, Chordata, Actinopteri, Cyprinodontiformes, Fundulidae. The record is from RefSeq and is a predicted model, not a curated record. Gene Ontology annotation, cellular component: membrane. The transcript is spliced from 7 exons. The coding region runs from base 653 to 2206 and encodes 517 amino acids.